CGGACCGCCACGCCGCCAACUUCAAGGGCACCUCCACGGAACGGACGCCCUAUAAAAGCACCGGAGACAGUGUGAGAAUCACACACUCACUGGUCAACCCUCCCAGCGUCCGGAGAACUCCAAACUGCAGAGAUGAACGCCAAGCUUGCGCUGCUGUGUCUGGCUGCCCUGGUGGCUGUUGUCUCUGCUAGCGGACACGGAUACGGAUACGGAUACUCCGGAUACCGCUCCGCCCCUGCCCACUACGGCGGAUACCGUCGUGCCGGAUACGGCUACGGUAGCUAUCGUGGCUACGGCAGCUACGCCCCUCGUAGCUACGGCUACCACGGCCGCCACCGCCGCUCUCUGGGCUACAACUCCUACGGAUACGGAUACGCUCCCCGUAGCUACGGAUACGCCUCCCGCUCGUAUGGAUACGCUCCCCGCGCCUACGGAUAUGGAUACGCUCCCCGUUCCUACGGAUACGGAUACCGCUCCGCCUACUACCACUAAGUAUGUCUUUUCUUCCGUGCUCUUGACCUGUCUGACUUUGAACAAGUGAAAAUACACUGAUGAUCAUUUGAUGCAAUAAA
Molecule: messenger RNA, 572 nt
Organism: Amphibalanus amphitrite
Lineage: Eukaryota; Metazoa; Arthropoda; Thecostraca; Balanomorpha; Balanidae
Product: prisilkin-39-like
Exons: 2
Coding region: 133-492 (119 amino acids)
Source: RefSeq, a predicted model, not a curated record